Molecule: messenger RNA, 1815 nt
Organism: Apodemus sylvaticus (European woodmouse)
Lineage: Eukaryota; Metazoa; Chordata; Mammalia; Rodentia; Muridae
Gene: Irf3
Product: interferon regulatory factor 3
Exons: 8
Coding region: 512-1774 (420 amino acids)
Biological process (GO): immune system process; regulation of transcription by RNA polymerase II
Cellular component (GO): nucleus
Molecular function (GO): RNA polymerase II cis-regulatory region sequence-specific DNA binding; protein binding; DNA-binding transcription factor activity, RNA polymerase II-specific
Source: RefSeq, a predicted model, not a curated record
AACGCGGAAGAACCGGGAGGGUGGCGGCCUCAGGGCGCAGGAUCGGGCAGCCCUGACGCUCAGGAGCUCAGCUACCGAAAACCAGAAUGGCUACGCGUUGUAGAAGGAAGCCGGCAGUCUCAGCAUCCAGGCGGAGGCAGUAAAGAUUGCUGCAAGUUCAAGGCCAGUGAGCUCCGGGCCAGGCUGGACAACAGGAUGAGCUCCAGACCAGCAUGGGUUAAGCGAGUUGAAGACCAGCCUGCUUUAAGUUUGAGGGUAGCCUGGGUUACAGAGUGCAUUCGAGGCCAGCCUGGGCCACACAGUGAGUUGAAGAUCAGCCUGGCUACAUAGCAAGUUCAAGGACAGCCUAUGCAACAUACUAAGACCCUGUCUCAAACAUUCAUAAAAACAAUAUAGAAAAAAAAAAACAAAACAAAACAGAAGAAGCGGCAGCACCUGGGAGAAGACUCUGGAAUUGAGUAAGGGUUUUCUGCAAGGGCUCAGGAACUGUCCCGUGUGUGCAGGCUGGAGCAUGGGAACCCCGAAACCGCGGAUUUUGCCCUGGCUGGUGUCGCAGCUGGACCUGGGGCAGCUGAAAGGCGUGGCCUGGCUGGAUGAGAGCCGGACCAAGUUCAGGAUCCCGUGGAAACAUGGCCUACGACAGGAUGCACAGAUGGAUGACUUUGGCAUCUUCCAGGCCUGGGCAGAAGCCAGCGGUGCCUACACCCCAGGGAAGGAUAAGCCAGACCUGUCCACCUGGAAGAGGAAUUUCCGGUCAGCCCUGAACCGGAAAGAAGUACUUCGAUUAGCUGAUGACCGGAGCAAGGACCCCUUCGACCCUCACAAAGUGUAUGAGUUUGUGACUCCAGGAGCUAAGGACUUUGUACAUCUGGACACCUCUCCUGACACCAAUGGCAAAAGCAGUCUGUCUGAUCCCCAGGAAGACCUCUGGGAAUUACUCGACGACAUGGUCUUAGAACCCCUCACAACUGAGGGGUCCUCAGACCUGGCUAUUGCUUCUGAUCAUUCUCAACUACAGCUAAGCCCCAAUAUGAACAACUUCCCAAACCCAGCACCCCAAGAAAAUCCACUGAGGCAGCUGUUGGCUGAGGAGCAAUGGGAGUUCGAGGUAACCGCCUUCUACCGAGGCCGCCAGGUCUUCCAGCAGACACUGUUUUGCCCGGGGGGCCUGCGGCUGGUGGGCAGUACAGCUGACAACCCAACACUGCCCUGGCAGCCAGUCACCCUGCCAGACCCUGAGAGGUUUCUAACAGACAAGCUUGUGAGAGAGUAUGUGAGGCAGGUCCUCAAGGGACUGGGCAAGGGGCUGGUGCUGUGGCGGGCAGGGCAGUGCCUCUGGGCCCAGCGCCUCGGCCACUCGCAUUCCUUCUGGGCUCUGGGUGAGGAGCUGCUUCCAGACAGUGGGAGAGGGCCGGAUGGAGAGGUUCCCAAGGACACGGAUGGAGGCGUCUUCGACCUUAGGCCCUUUGUGGCAGAUCUGAUUGCCUUCAUGGAAGGAAGUGGACACUCCCCACGCUACACUCUGUGGUUCUGUGUGGGGGAAUCGUGGCCCCAGGACCAGCCGUGGGUCAAGAGGCUUGUGAUGGUCAAGGUUGUUCCUACAUGUCUUAAGGAGCUAUUAGAGAUGGCCCGGGAAGGGGGCGCCUCCUCACUGAAAACCGUGGACUUGCACAUCUCCAACAGCCAGCCUAUCUCCCUGACCUCUGACCAGUACAAGGCCUACCUCCAGGAGCUGGUGGAGGAUAUGGACUUCCAGGCCGCCGGAGACACCUGAGCCCCGCUCAGCUGCUACCAAUAAAGCAGUUUACGCCACUA